Molecule: messenger RNA, 6116 nt
Organism: Gorilla gorilla gorilla (western lowland gorilla)
Lineage: Eukaryota; Metazoa; Chordata; Mammalia; Primates; Hominidae
Gene: DGKG
Product: diacylglycerol kinase gamma
Exons: 26
Coding region: 693-3221 (842 amino acids)
Biological process (GO): phospholipase C-activating G protein-coupled receptor signaling pathway
Cellular component (GO): plasma membrane
Molecular function (GO): ATP-dependent diacylglycerol kinase activity; calcium ion binding
Source: RefSeq, a predicted model, not a curated record
GUGUGCAUGUGUGGGAGCGUGUGUCUGUGUGUGCCGUGUGUGUACGCGCGCGCGCCGGUGUGUGUGGCGGGGGCGGGCUCUGCGCCCGGGGGCAGGGCUCCGCAGUGAGAGUGGCAGCUGGACUUGCCAGGCUGCGAGGGGCAGGGCACAGAGCCGCAGUGCCGUAGUAGCGGGCCACGGAGAUAGACGGCUUUGGAGCUGCUGAACUCCGAGCACAGGGUGAAGACCCCGGCGCUACCAACCACAGCCUGGCAGCCUGGUCUCCGCGGCCCCCACUCGGUCUGCAUCCCCCUCCCCCGAGAGGGCUGCGCAGGCGGGAAGACGCCCAGAGGCCAGCUUCGGUCCCCCUUCUGUCUCUCGGUUCCUCUUUCCUCCCAAGUAAGGGAAUAAACCGCGAAGAAGGAGCGCCCCGGGCCACCGCGCAACCAAGUGUUGCCUGGUGAGGAAGAGCCAGGACUUCUGAAUUUACCUUGAAUACAGACAGGAGGAUGUUGCCUAAGGAAUAGCAGAGAUCUUGUCUCAUCUUCUGAGAGGUGCCUGCUGCUGCUGUAUACACUUGAGUGCCCCCAGAAGUCUCCUGAAAGGCUUACAUCGCAAACCUGCAAUGAGCCAGGCCCUGGGCUGGGCCUCCACUUCAGCCUAGUGAGCAAAACUCCAUCACUGCCCUUUAGCCACUCACACAAAGUUUAAAAAUGGGUGAAGAACGGUGGGUCUCCCUCACUCCAGAAGAAUUUGACCAACUCCAGAAAUAUUCAGAAUAUUCCUCCAAGAAGAUAAAAGAUGUCUUGACUGAAUUUAAUGAGGGUGGGAGCCUCAAACAAUAUGACCCACAUGAGCCGAUUAGCUAUGAUGUCUUCAAGCUGUUCAUGAGGGCGUACCUGGAGGUGGACCUUCCCCAGCCACUGAGCACUCACCUCUUCCUGGCCUUCAGCCAGAAGCCCAGACACGAGACCUCUGACCACCCGACGGAGGGAGCCAGCAACAGUGAGGCCAACAGCGCAGAUACUAAUAUACAGAAUGCAGAUAAUGCCACCAAAGCAGACGAGGCCUGUGCCCCUGAUACUGAAUCAAAUAUGGCCGAGAAGCAAGCACCAACUGAAGACCAAGUGGCUGCGACCCCCCUGGAACCCCCUGUCCCUCGGUCUUCAAGCUCAGAAUCCCCAGUGGUGUACCUGAAGGAUGUUGUGUGCUACCUGUCCCUGCUGGAGACGGGGAGGCCUCAGGAUAAGCUGGAGUUCAUGUUUCGCCUCUAUGAUUCAGAUGAGAACGGUCUCCUGGACCAAGCGGAGAUGGAUUGCAUUGUCAACCAAAUGCUGCAUAUUGCCCAGUACCUGGAGUGGGAUCCCACAGAGCUGAGGCCUAUAUUGAAGGAGAUGCUGCAAGGGAUGGACUACGACCGGGACGGCUUUGUGUCUCUACAGGAAUGGGUCCACGGAGGGAUGACCACCAUCCCAUUGCUGGUCCUCCUGGGGAUGGAUGACUCUGGCUCCAAGGGGGAUGGGCGUCACUCCUGGACCAUGAAGCACUUCAAGAAACCAACCUACUGCAACUUCUGCCAUAUCAUGCUCAUGGGCGUCCGCAAGCAAGGCCUGUGCUGCACUUACUGUAAAUACACUGUCCACGAACGCUGUGUUUCCAAAAACAUUCCUGGUUGUGUCAAAACGUACUCAAAAGCCAAAAGGAGUGGUGAGGUGAUGCAGCACGCAUGGGUGGAAGGGAACUCCUCCGUCAAGUGUGACCGGUGCCACAAAAGUAUCAAGUGCUACCAGAGUGUCACCGCGCAGCACUGCGUGUGGUGCCGGAUGACGUUUCACCGCAAAUGUGAAUUAUCAACGUUGUGUGACGGUGGGGAACUCAGAGACCACAUCUUACUGCCCACCUCCAUAUGCCCCAUCACCCGGGACAGGCCAGGUGAGAAGUCUGAUGGCUGCGUGUCCGCCAAGGGCGAACUUGUCAUGCAGUAUAAGAUCAUCCCCACCCCGGGUACCCACCCCCUGCUGGUCUUGGUGAACCCCAAGAGUGGAGGGAGACAAGGAGAAAGAAUUCUUCGGAAAUUCCACUAUCUGCUCAACCCCAAACAAGUUUUCAACCUGGACAAUGGGGGGCCUACUCCAGGGUUGAACUUUUUCCGUGAUACUCCAGACUUCCGUGUUUUGGCCUGUGGUGGAGAUGGGACAGUUGGCUGGAUUUUGGAUUGCAUUGAUAAGGCCAACUUUGCAAAGCAUCCACCAGUGGCUGUCCUGCCUCUUGGAACAGGAAAUGACCUUGCCCGUUGUCUCCGCUGGGGAGGAGGUUAUGAAGGGGGAAGCUUGACAAAAAUCCUGAAAGACAUUGAGCAGAGCCCCUUGGUGAUGCUGGACCGCUGGCAUCUGGAAGUCAUCCCCAGAGAGGAAGUGGAAAACGGGGACCAGGUCCCAUACAGCAUCAUGAACAACUAUUUCUCCAUCGGUGUGGACGCUUCCAUUGCACACAGAUUCCAUGUGAUGAGAGAGAAACAUCCUGAAAAAUUCAACAGCAGGAUGAAGAACAAACUGUGGUACUUUGAAUUUGGCACCUCGGAGACUUUUGCAGCGACCUGCAAGAAACUCCACGACCACAUUGAGUUGGAGGUGCAUCCAAGAGAAGAGGACAUCAGCGUCCAGCAGACCCCAGGCUUCUCCCAUCUCCUCUACUUGCCCUAUCUACAUGGGACCCACUGCGGUAAUAGGGGAAGGGGACAACCUAGAAAGCAGAGUGAGGAUUGUCUGCUCUUCCAGGAAGAGUGUGAUGGGGUUGGGGUGGACCUGAGCAACAUCUUCCUGGAAGGCAUUGCCAUUCUCAACAUUCCCAGCAUGUACGGAGGCACCAAUCUCUGGGGAGAAAACAAGAAGAACCGGGCUGUGAUCCGGGAAAGCAGGAAGGGUGUCACUGACCCCAAAGAACUGAAAUUCUGCGUUCAAGACCUCAGUGACCAGCUCCUUGAAGUGGUGGGGCUAGAAGGAGCCAUGGAGAUGGGGCAGAUCUACACCGGCCUGAAGAGUGCAGGCAGGAGGCUGGCCCAGUGCUCCUCUGUCACCAUCAGGACAAACAAGCUGCUGCCAAUGCAAGUGGAUGGAGAACCCUGGAUGCAGCCAUGUUGCACGAUUAAAAUUACUCACAAGAACCAAGCGCCCAUGAUGAUGGGGCCUCCCCAGAAGAGCAGCUUCUUCUCGUUGAGAAGGAAGAGCCGUUCAAAAGACUAAACAGUGUGCCAAACACCAGCUAAACCAAGAGAGAAAGCAAGAAACUAUAAUGCACACUCACAUGCACACAUUUAUGUGCACACUCACACAUGCACACACACACACACAUACACACUCUUCUCUAACCAGUGGAAGCAAAGCCACCCUUCGGGAAGAAAACGUCACCUUGCCAUACAUUCUGUUUCAACAGUGGGUACACCCCUAACAGAGCCAGUGCCAACAAAACAUUUUGAAUGGACUUAGGGCCCAUGAGGUUGUGGCUGGCUUAGGCAGCAACCUCCACAUUCCCACAGGCCUUGAGUAGAAGUUUCUGAGACUGAAGGGAAAUGCCCCUUUCUUUCUACCAGCCCUGCAAGUUUCCUCACGGACGCUCGUGAGGAGCAGGCUGCAGGUUUCCUGCCUAUGGUGAGAUCAGAUGUGGCCAAGGGAAAGAGCUCUGGUUCCAGAGAAUUUGCACAAAGGUCCCUCUGUACAGAGACAAAACGGCCGCCGGCUCUCAGAGCAUAAUCCUUGGCAGGGCUCAGCAGGCGCACGUUGGUUUCUUGGUCGUCCUUUGAGUGACAACUUCUCCCUGAACCUGCUGAAGAGGCAGAAAGGCCGUGGAAAGCUGUAUUUCCAUUCUUGGGUUUCUGCGCCGUCAGUGGGCACUUGUUAUUUUCCCGGAACCUUCUCCUGGUGUCUAUGUGUUUGUUUAGAGGCGGCUCCAAGAGCCCCCAGAGCUGCCUGCAUAGCACACCUUAGAUGUGGUAUUUAUUUUCUUAGUUCUGUGAACACCUGGGAGGGAAAGCGGAGAAACUGGGAUUUAUUUUUCAAAUUGGUGUCAUAAUAUUGUGUAAAAAGGGAAGGAAAAAAAAAACCACCCCCAGCUUCUUUCUUUUUCAAGCCAAAGCGUGUUUCCUGUUUGAGUUCCAAGCCCUGGUGGCAGACUAUUCCUGAAGGCAGAAAAGAUGGGAAGGAAGGAACUUUGCUGGGGAAACCAGGAGACGGUUCCCUCCUGCUUCUUUGCACUCACCACUCCCAGAGUAUGACCUGAAGGACCUUCUGAUGGUCUUAUGUGUGUGUGUGCGUGUGUGUGUGUGUGCGUGUAUAUAUAUAUAUAUAUAUUUAGCCUAUAUAUUUAUAUAUAUAUAUAUAUUUAUUUACUGAUGGACUUUUCCUGAUUGGAAAAAAAAAAAAACAUAGGUAGUAUGAGACAGAAAGUGGUAAGGAAAAAGAAGGUUCUCACUCCCCCACUCCACCAUUUCAUUGUCAGGACGCAUCUCCCUGCGGUGAUCACAAGGGUUAAGGGGAAUGAAAGUAGCUCCCUAUUAUGAAUGAAGAGACCGAGAACUCCUAUUCUGGAUCCUCAAAACAAGCAUGAAAGACUUGCUGGGCUGGAUUUACUCUCCCAUUUGUCAGAUAAGAAAACUGAGUCUCAGAAAAGUUCAGAGACUUUUCCAUGGUGUCUUGGCUAAUGCAGCUUGAGAGUAAGUGCCGUUACAAAGAUAUUUAAUGGAGAAAAGAACCCACACAUCUCAGAGUAGGGUCAUUUCUGGUCACUGAAAAGUGAGUCCACUUGGAUCCAGGUUGCCAGGGAGGAACAAACGUACAGCACAUGCGUGGAUGGGAUAUCCCCACACAAGAAAACGAGCGCCUCAUGCUGCUUCCCAGAGGUUCUCUCUGACCUGAAUGGAAAAGAAGUUGGUCUGAGAUCGAAGGUACUAAACAGAUCAUCAGACUGAACUCUCCACAUGUCACCUCAUCAUGGUCAUCAUAGUCUCUUAGUUUGGAAACAACCUUGGCUGCAGGGAUGACCUCAGUGGAGAGUCACAAGAAGGACUGAGGCGUCUUCUGCAAGAUACUGCCAGCCAGGACAGAGGGGUCUCAGCAGAGCUCAGUGGGCUUCAUUCAGCAAGUGCCAGCAUUACCAUCCUUUCCCAAGGGCAAGGCCAUGCAGAGCUUCAUUGGGCCUCCAUCCCUCUCUGAGAUUUAUCAGUGGAAACUUGGACCCACUUGAUAUCACUCCACUGAGCUGCCUCUAAUCUCCUUGCAUUGGACAGGAGCUUUGGACAAAGAAGGGAAUAUUAAGAUUGUGUGUACAAAUGGCACUUAACUGUGAAGGACCAUCUAGGAGCAAGAUCUUGGACCAUUCUGCUCAACCUAACAGUGCAGAAUGCUAAGUAAAGGGAAAACCAGGCCACCUGAAGAAUAUCUUUAAUGAUGGUAUUCUUGGUGAUGGGACCAACAAGCUCCAGAAUUACUACAGGUACUAUCUUGGAAGCCACUUGAUUCUGAAACUGAGGCAGGUUCAGGUUUGGGGUCACUGAUUCUAAGACAUUUACAGAAGUUCGUGCAUGUGUUUCAGCCAUGAUCCCCAAGAUUGAGGCUAUUGAGACAUGGCACUAUCAACAGGUGAAAUUGAUUCUCAGAGACUCACAGGUCUCAUGAAGGGGCUGUGCAGAAGAUGGCCCUUACCUGCUGUACCCUAGUGCACAGGACUUGCAAUGUUGCUUGAGAGACAUAUCCCAAGUCCUUCUUAGAGGCAUGGAGUAUAACAACUUCCGUGGAAUUGCACUUCCAGUUUGGUAACCUUAGUAAAUCUUGUGGUGUUGUUUAAUCGUGCCUUGCAAAUCAUCCUUUAAACACUAUGACUGUGGUUUCUUGUUGUGGAGUCCCUCAUCAUAGUGACCCUCAUAGCAACCUCUGAGGUUAGCAGAGAAGGUAUUAUUAUCUCAAUCUCAAUGAGGAGAACAAGGCUUAAUGAGGUUUAGUGACUUCUCAAAGCCGCAUGGUUAGUCAGGGGAGAACCUAAUCCCUUAUUUCUUAUCUUAUUCUGAUUCUGGCCAUGCUACAAACAUGUUCUCACCUGCCCCCCAUGCUUCUACCCCAACAGCAAUAAAAACUGUAAAGCAGGAA